Molecule: messenger RNA, 3070 nt
Organism: Cinara cedri
Lineage: Eukaryota; Metazoa; Arthropoda; Insecta; Hemiptera; Aphididae
Source: the annotation of a GenBank genome assembly
AAAUACUUAAAUAAAAAUGGAUCAUUCACUAGUAUAUAUUAACAGAACAUUUAUAGAAUUAUUAACAAAGUUUUAUAUAAAAUAUGCCAUUUGGUUAAACUGCUUACAUAAUAUUAAAUUGUUAAUAUUAUUGUAUUUUAUUAUAAUUGUUAAUAAGUAGUGUUAUAAAUUAAAUAACAUUAAUUAAUAUGGUUUAUCUAUUGUUAUUCGUCGGUAAACACUACUACUUCAAUAGACAUUAUAGAACUAUAGAAGUAAAUUAAACAUUACGUUACUAUCACAAAUCUAACACGUGUAUACAUAUUAUGAUACAUACAGUAACCUGUUAAUAUUUAGAUAAUAUACGCCCACCAAAUCGGGAUAGUACCAACAUAUUACCAUGUUCUAAAAUUUGGAAAUAAAUUUAAUUUCACUUACAAUUAUACAAUUAUUAAUAAUUAUUACCGAUAAAUAUAGAAGCAAAUAAUUGUUUCUAAUGCAUCUAAGCACUAAUUUUAAUAAUUGUAUAACGAUUUUGAAGUUUGAUACAUUUGGUUAUCGUAUUUCGAUAACGUUGAAAAUUAUGAUCGAAAAUAAACCGUUUACUGAUUAUGCUAGCGACAUCUAGUUUUUUCAUAUGAAACAUUUUAAAUAAAAUCGUUGAAUUAUUUUGUUUUUACUAAAAACAGUUGGGAAAAUAAUGUUGGAUUCUAUCACUGGACGCCCUCCUUUCUUAUGUAAUCAUUGUUGUAUUAUCUUUUAUUCUCUAAUUUACUUACUAUGCCAUGUAGCAUAGAUUGUAAAUAUUCUUUUUUUUUUAAUAAAUAAAAAAAAAACAGUAGGUUUAUUAAAAUAUUAAAUAAUUAUGUGACAACGGACAGUGACACCUUGGGUCAUAUUCAAUUAUUGUAUAUUAUGAUCUAAGGGUGCCACAUAACGGGAAGAUGCUAAGGAUAAAACAAUACGUGACAUUCACGCCAAAACAGUUAUUACGAUACAAUAACAUUGUGCCUCCAAAAAUCGCCGUGGUUGCCUAUCCAAAUAAUAAUAGUAAUAAUAAUAAUAUUAUUAUAUUGCAACAAUAACAUAGGUAUUUGCAAUUUGCAUCUUAAUAACUUAUGAUUAAAUGUUGCAGCACCCUCUAUAAGCAAAGCUUGUGCUGGGGGAGCAGUUCUUAACCGGUGAAUAUAUCAGUAUUUAAUCAGUAUUAAUUUAAAAUUAAUUAUAAAAAGUAAUUAUUUAAAAGAUAAAAAGAAAAAUUUUAUUUGGUUAUGUACAAAUGUUAAGUUGCAAACAGAAAUUGAAUAAUAGAUAAAUUAAAACGCUUAAUAUGAUUUUUGAAAGCCUUAAGACUACAAAAAUUAUUGACAUUAAUAUUUAACGAUUGACAUAAUUUUAAGCCUUGAUAUAAGAUAGCUGUUUGACUAAAAAAUGUAUGGCGGUUGGGUAAACGCAUGUUUGUGGUUUAAGAAUUAAUAGUUGGUCAGGUGUAAUGUCUAUUUUUGAAUACAUCUAUUUUAAAAAAAUGUUUAAUCUACUAAUAUUUGUCUUUUUAUACAUCAAUCUUCUAAUGUUCUUCUAAUAAUUUGUACACCCAGUUGAAAAAUGUCUACAAUUUGUAUUCGGGUUACUGAUUUUUUGACUUCAUUUUCAUCUGGAUUUGCAACAUGAGUGUGUAGUCCUCUAAUAAAAAUUAUUUCUUGUGAUACAGGUAUUUGCUAUAGAGUAAUAAUGACUAUGCAAUUAUUACAAGUAACGAACAAUAUCGAAAUACCUAACACUCGAUCAGAGUAUCGGUUUUUGUUUACCUGCGAUCAGAAAUCUAAACCAAUGAUAUACAUUUGUUUCCAAAUAAAGCCAAUGAUACACGUUUAUGUUAUCUCGAGGUUAUAUUUUAUCGAACACGGAAAAAUACAGGGUCUAAAAUCAGAUUUUUGGUAGAAACGUUUUUAACAGAUAAAUCAAAAUACAUCAUACGACAAAACUGUGGAGAUUUAUUUAAUCCCUAAUCUCCAUAUGAGUGUAAAACCAAUAAUGUUAUUGAAAUCCAAAACGAAACCCUUUUGUCUCACCAAACGUGAUAAAUGUCGUUUUAUUCCAUCGUUAUCCGACGGUUUACCAAUGACGAUAUUUAGUUGCAACUCGUUUAAUAUAAAAGGUCGUAAUAUCCGCUUUCGAUUCAUCGAUCGUGUCUCAAAAAUUUUAACUCAAGAAACAUACUAAAAUGAGCGGGAAAAUAACAAAAACCGACAAAGGAAGUAGUAAGAAGGACAGCGUUGCCAAGUCCAAAUCUUCUCGUGCCGGGCUAUUGUUCCCGGUCGCUCGUGUCCAUCGUAUUUUGAAGAAAGGUGGCUACGCCAAAUGUGUCGGUACCGGUGCAAGCGUCUACAUGGCGUCCGUUAUGGAAUAUCUGGUCGCCGAAGUAUUGGAGUUGGCCGGCAACGCGGCUCGUGACAACAAAAAGGCGCGCAUCACCCCCAGACAUUUUCAAUUGGCCAUUAGAAACGACGAAGAGUUGAGCAAACUGUUGUUUGGUGUCACCGUAGCUGAAGGUGGUGUGUUGCCCAACAUACAAUCCGUACUUCUGCCCCAAAAGGCAGAAAAGACAACCUAACUAUCAAUAUUUUCAUCUACUAUUUACAUUUUUUUAUUGUUACUUAAUUAUUUAUUAUCAGAAUUUAUAUUUUAAUUUUAGCGUAAUUAACUAAAAUGGUCCUUUACAGGACCAACAAAAUCAUAUUUUCGAAAUGAAACUAAAAUUACAUUAUCGUAUUACAAAUUACCCGUAAGUAAACUCGCAAAUUACCAUGUCGAACUUGGUUGAAUAAUAAAACAUGAUGCCCUACCUGUGUCAUAUAACAAGCAUAGAUGAUAACCCAACUAAUUUGACACGACCACAAAGAAAUAUAAUUACACUCUUAUUUUGGCCUUCCUGAUUUGAAUCAGUGAAUUUACAAUCGUCAAAAAUAUUGGAAUUUGGAAUAUCGUAUGGGCAGACCUAGAUAGAACUUAUAGGUAUUUUCAUAGAGAGGUCUAUUUUAACAUACAAUUGACUUAUCUACGUCAUUUUCUUGUUUUCAUUUUAAUAAUA